GACACACACACAUAUAGGAGGGCUGACUGCUGUUUUUCUUUUGUCUGACCUCCCCUGCAAAAAUGCACGUCUCACCACUAAUUCCUCAUGUUUACUUACAAACCGUGACACCUUUUGGGCCGUGAACUUGACAGACCCGUCCAAGUUGAGGGGAAUUAUCUAAAGAUUAUCAUUAGCUCCUCAAAACAUCUCGGAAUGUUCUCUAAAAAACCUCAUGGAGAUGUCAGGAAAUCAACACAGAAAGUGUUGGACCCCAAGAAGGACGUGCUGACAAGAUUGAAACAUCUAAGAAUCGUCAUUGAAAAUGCAGAGCCUGUUGAACUCAAACACCCUUUCGAGCAGAAUUACUCCCACAUCUACUAUGUGUUCUUUGAAAACUUUGUCACCAUCGAGGUUAACCUGAAACAGAAAGGUCACAAAUCACAACGAGAGGAGCUUGAUUCUAUUCUGUUCAUAUUUGAGAAAAUCUUACAGCUGUUACCAGAGCGAAUACAACGAAGAUGGCAGUUCCACAGCAUAGGUCUUAUUUUGAAAAAACUACUAAACACUGGAAACUCCCUGAAGAUCCGGAGGGAAGGAGUUCGUCUGUUUCUUCUUUGGAUGCAAGCUCUGCAGCACAAUGCCCCGAAAGAGCAGCUCUGGAUCUUUGCCUGUCUGAUUCCAGGAUUCCCGGCACCUCAGUCUGAAUUUGGCCCUCGCACCCUGGAUAAUCUGAUCAGCCCUCCUUUAAACCUUCAAGAGUCUCAAGUGACUCCAGAGGAAAUCAGUCCAUUGGUGCCGCCCCAAUCAGGAGAUAAAUCCCAGGAAGAUCUCACUGGAUAUUUCUUGGAGGCUCUACUAAAAUACAUGGUAAACCAGGCCAAAAGUCUUGAGUGGAAGUGUAAGGAGAAUCACGAGAAGGGUUUCGCCUUCCUGUUCACCAAUUUCAAAAAGUAUUACCUGCCCCAUAUCUUCCCCAACUUCUCCAAGGAGACCAGUUUGUACAAUCCUAUUCUUGAUGUUCCACCCAUGAGACCAAAGCCUUACUACAUAGUUGUUAAAAGAGACCCAGAGACCAAUGAAGCCCUGUAUUGCACUAAAGAGAACUUACUCAAUGCCAGAGUCAUAUUUGUCCGCUGGCUGGUCUCCUUCUGGCUGGAGCCCAGGCCCAACACAGGAACGCACAUCCCUGGCAUAGAAGGAGAAAAUGUGCCAAAGAACAUCCAGAGAGCUGCAGCAGGCCUAGCUGCACGUAGUGAGGAUUGUGGCCCAAGAUCAGAUGGUUUGGAUGGUAUAGGUGCUAGUGAACCCGAGCAGUCACACUCCAACACCAGCACACUGACUGAAAGAGAACCCAGCUCCUCUAGUCUCUGCAGCAUGGAUGAAGAACAUCUCACCGAUAUCGAGGUUGUUCGACGGGUCCUGUGCUCCUCCAGAACCAAUGUCAACUUCAUCACAGAGAUCUUUCGUCAGGCAUUUCUGUUGCCCAUGUGUGAGGCUGCAGCCAUGCGUAAGGUGGUGCGUGUGUAUCAGGAGUGGAUCUCGCUCCAGGAUAAGCCAGUGUUUAUGAGAGAACCAGAGGAAGACAGAUUCUCUGGCCAGCUGGACUCCACCCAUGAGCAAGGAGCUGAUAAAGAGGAAGAGGAUAUGGGGCUCAAUGUGUCCGUUCACAAACAAAACCCUAAUUGGUGCAGGAGUAAAUCAUCUGACACUGAAGUCCACGUGCAUGCUGGUGUCCAGGCCACACUACAGGUUUUCAUCACCAACUCCUCUAACGUCUUCCUUCUGGAGUCAGCCAAUGAGAUGAAGUCACUUCUGGAAGAACAUGUCGACAUGUGCAAGCGUGUGCUGAACAUAUACCGCAGUCUGGUCAUGCAUGAAACCAUGAACCAGAAGACCUGGGAGCAGAUCCUGUUGGUGUUGCUGAGAGUAACAGAGUGUGUGAUGAAGAGGCCUCCGUCCAUCAUGCCUCAUGGGAAGAAGAGUAACACUUUAUCAGGCCGACUGGCAGGGGCCAUUUUUCAGACUCUGAUUGUGGCCUGGAUCAAAGGGAAUCUGAACGUGUACAUCUCUCGAGAGCUGUGGGAUGACCUGCUCUCUGUUCUCUCCUCUCUUACCUGUUGGGAAGAGCUGGUCACCGAAUGGUCCCUAACCAUGGAAACACUUACCAAGGUAUUAGCACGCAACCUUUAUAGUCUGGACCUGAACGAGCUACCUUUGGACAAACUCAGUGAGCAGAAACAGAAGAAACACAAAGGCAAAGGAGGUGCCCAUGAGGGGCAGAAAAUCGCUGUGGAUCGUUCAUUCUCCAAAGGCUGGAGUCGAGACCCACCAGGCCAAGUGGCUGCUAUGAGACAGCGCAGUGCCACCACAGCUGGCUCACCUGGCAUAGAGAAGGCGAGGAGCAUCGUCAGACAGAAGACAGUGGACAUGGAGGAACCUUCUAUGGCCCCGCGUGGGCCGCGGAUUCGCCACUGCUCUCAGAGUGAGGAAACUCCAUCGUCAGAGGUUUUCUCCUCUUCCGGAGACCUGGAACAGCCCCCUCUGCCCCGUAGCAGCAGCGCCUCUGACAUCAUAGAGCCCUUCAUCACUGAGCGGGUCAAAGGUGCAGUUCCUGUCUCUGACAAUCCCUCUAACUCCACCCAGUUUACCACCACUGCCAACUCCCCCCACUGCUCACCGUCCCCACACCAGUUCACUGACCCACACCCACCCCCUGACAGCCAGGCAUCCCUGGAGGUGGGCGAAAGCAUCUAUGACCAUCUCUGCCAGAUGCCAGGGCAGCAACCCCCCUUUAUCGCUAAUUGGUCCUGUCCAGCUGCAGCACAGACCAAUCAGAUCGAGGGAGAAGGCGAAGAGGACGUCUUCAGCGCUUUCAGGGAGUUUUGUAGCAGGGAGAACAUGGUAGGCAAAAUUGGGGAGUUUGGGGAGAAAAUUGAGGCAGGUGCAGAUAGUAGACAUGUGCCGUUCAUGGAAAGUAGGGAUUGGGUGUUAGAAUGGGAUCGAGAAAUGGAACAAAGCGAAAAGUGUUUUUAUGAGUGCUUAGAGCAGUGCGAUUGGGAUUUGAGUCUUACGCAGAAAUGUUCUAGCACGGAGGGUCCAGUAGAGGACAGGAAAGCCACACAUUUACACCGUCAGAAUGCUACGGACAGGGCUAGUGAAAGCGAACACAGCCCACCGCCAUCCCAGCUUGCAUCGAGGCCUAAGCUCUCCAAUCCUGACCCCAAAAAGCGGCACAGCGGUGGGGUCCAUGUCAUUUUCCGCCCGUCCACGGAAUCUGUGCAGUUUCACAACCCCCUGGAUCCCAAAGAGGCUCACUGGAAGACACGGCUUCGCCGUCUCGGCCACUUUAGCAGCCACUCGGUUGGGGGAAGUGGGGCAGCGGCGAAGGUCAGAGAGGGCGUGGGGGAAGGGGUCGCCUGUUGCGAAACUGUGGAGCGGGAUCGAGGCUCUAUCAGCGGGGCUAGACGUGGCCGUCUUGGCCGCCCGUCUCUCCGCCCGCGGGGUUCCCGCUCCAGAUCUCAGGAAUCAGGGUGUAGCCCCUCACGGCAGCAGCAAGUGGCACUGUUGGGUGGGGUGUAUAAGUCUAUGAUUCAUGCUCUCUCCAAACCCAAGGCCCAGGCGGUGUCGCCCCAGCACCAAGGCAAAACACCCGCCUCUGAGGCACACCUUAAGGACCUGUACGCUCACCUAAUGGGCUAUUUUGGAAGAAAAAUCUCAGCCAAUAAAGAUGAGCUGUCACCAAAAAUGAGGCCCAUGUCCAAUGAUGCUGGCAGCAGCAACCCAAACGUCAGCGACCUCAUGGAUGAGUUCAUCCAGGAGAGACUGAGAGCCAGGGGAACCUCUGGCAUGACCAGACGUGGCAGUAGCCCAGGCAGUCUUGAGAUCCCCAAAGAUCUGCCGGAGCUCCUGAACCGUCAGAAUGUCACGCGACCUGCAGACGACCCUGGUGUGCCCUCUGAGUGGACUUCACCAGCUAGUGCCAGUGGAAGUGACCUCGUAAGCUCAGACAGCCAAUCAGAAUCCUUCAACGCGUUUCAGUAUGACAACAAGUUUGAAAAUUUCAGUUUCAAUCCUGAGUCGUGUGCUCUGGGCUCGGUGGGUCAGGAUAGUUUGGGAGGAGCAGGGCACACCGCAGAGGAACAGGAGCUGUCUAGCCUCACCACACUGCAUAUUGACUCCGAGACCAGCAGCCUCAGCCAGCAUGGCCUAUCUGCUGACACCGUCACCAUUGCUGGUUCAGAGAGUGCGUCCCCAAUGCACUCGCUAGGAGGUUCUCGAUCACAGACGCCGUCCCCUGCCACACUAACAACAGAACAUGUCCAGCAUAAAGACCUGCAGCUGGAUGAGAAAAUGCACCACUCAGUCCUUCAGACCCCCGAUGACCUCGAAACGAGUGAGUUUCCAACAGAGGACUCCAGUGUGAUGGCUGGAGGCACUCUGACUGGCUGGCACGCUGACAUUGCCACAGUGAUGUGGAGAAGAAUGCUAGGCAUUCUGGGAGAUGUCAACUCCAUCAAGGACCCUGAGAUCCAUGCACAGGUCUUUGACUACCUCUGUGAACUCUGGCAGAACUUGGCCAAGGUCAGAGACAAUCUUGGGAUAUCGCUUGACAACCAGUCGUCUCCACCCCUGCCUGAUCUGAUUCCACCCUUACGGAUUCUGACUCCCUGGCUUUUCAAAGCCACUAUGUUGGGUGAACGCUAUAAACAAGGAAAACUUCAUGCCUAUAAGCUCAUUUGUAAGAUUAUGAAGAGGAGACAGGAUGUUUCUCCAAACUCUGACUUUCUCACACACUUCUACAACAUUAUGCACUCCGGCCUGCUUCACCAAGACCAGGACAUUGUGAACACCAUAAUCAAGCACUGCUCUCCACGCUUCUUCUCAAUUGGACUUCCUGGUGCCACUAUGCUCAUACUGGACUUCAUCGUGGCAGCAAGCCGUGUGACUGCCUGCUCAUCCCUGAAUGCUCCUCGGGUAGAGGCUCAGAUCUUGUUGGGUUCCUUGGUGUGUCUCCCAAACCUGUACAAGGAACUUCCUGCCCUGCACCCCACAACAGCUGACAUCAUCAUGACAAAAUUCACAGAUGUCAAGGAGCAUAUAAUCAAGGACAUCUUGACUUCUGCCAGAGACGAGCCUUCUGCCCCAGCAAGGUGUGUGGCACUCUGUAGUCUGGGGAUCUGGCUCUGUGAAGAGCUUGUUAAUGGCACUCAACACCCGCAGAUCAAAGAAGCCCUUAAUGUCAUCUGUGUCACUCUCAAGUUUUCUAAUAAAACCGUAGCCCUGGUGGCCUCGGAUAUCUUGCACCUGCUCAUAAACUACGUUGACGAUCUGCAGAAGUUUCCACCCAACACUCCCAAAAAAAUUGUGGAGGUCCUUAUUGCAACCAUCACUUAUCUUCUCCCGGCCACAGAGUCCUCCCCUCAUGAGCUGGAAAAGAGGCUGGUUGUAUCUCUGUUGCUGUGCUUGCUGGACUGGGUGAUGGCUCUACCUCCAAAAACCCUCCUGCAGCCGGUUCAAGGAGCCUCAGACAAAGAAAAAAAUGACAAAUCUGUUCUCAGCUGCAUCUAUAAAGUCCUCCAUGGCUGUGUGUAUGGUGCUCAGAGCUUCAAUAACCCCAACUACUUCCCCAUUCACCUGUCAGACCUGAGCAGCCCAGACUACGACCCUUUCCUACUACUGGAGAACCUUAAGGAGCCAGAACCCCUCCACUCACCAGACUCUGAACGCUCCUCCAAACUGCAGCCGGUCACUGAAGUGAAGAGCCGUAUUCAGCAAGGCCUGAUCUCAAUUGCUGCACGCACAGUCAUAUCCCACCUGGUCAACCACCUGGGUCACUAUCCGAUGAGUGGUGGCCCUGCAACUCUGACCAGCCAGGUGUGUGAAAACCAGGAUAACCCAUACAGUGAAAGUGCAGACCUAACCCCCGAGCUAUUUGAUGCGCCCAACUUGCAGUUCUUCGUGCUUAACGGCACCACGCUGCUGUCCUACCUACAGAUCCGGGCGGAGGAUGGCCUGCCUGGAGGUGGUAUGUCAGCUGGCCUCACUACCACUAGUGCCUGUGUACGUGUCAUUGUGCGGGACAUUUCCGGCAAACACUCCUGGGACUCAGCUGUACUGUAUGGUCCACCCCAUUGCAUCACUCCAAAUCAACCUUUGCACCUUUAUACAUCCUCCAAUCUAGCUGGGGGUGGCCAAGAUGAGGACAGUCUAGACCAAGGUAGUCAAGAGGAAGCAGAGGAUAGAGCGUUUCAGGAGGAUGAUGAGAACCUGGAGUAUCAUGAAGAGGAGGUGAUGGAGGACAAGGAGGAGGGAGAUCUUGAAGAAGAGGACAAAGAAGCAGGGCUCGAGCUAAUGGCCCCACAGGCCAAGCGACGGUGCCGAGCGGUAAUCCCGAGCUGGGACUCCCUGCAGGAUGGGGAGGAUGCUCUGGAUGAGAUGCUGCAGUACCUGGGAUACUCCAGCCCCGAGUGCCUGCAGCGAACCGGUGCACCGCUCAACAUUCCAGCUCCGCCACCAACCUGUGUGUCCGAGAAGCAGGAGAAUGAAGUCAUCACUGCCAUCCUGAAGCAGUGUGCUGAGGAGCAGGACUUCACAGUGCAUCGGGGGAAUGACCUGAACAUGAGGGCAGUAGUGCAGCAAGAGCCAAACCCACAGAGACCCCAGUCAGCAUUCUACUACUGCAAACUACUCCUCAACAUACUGGGCAUGAACUCCUGGGAAAAGAGAAACAGUUUCCACCUACUGAAGAAGAAUGAAAAACUACUGAGAGAGCUGAAGAAUUUGGAUUCAAGACAAUGUCGUGAAACACACAAGAUUGCCGUGUUUUACGUGGCAGAAGGGCAAGAGGACAAGCACUCUAUUCUGUCCAACACUGCCGGGAGUCAGGCAUAUGAAGACUUUGUAUCAGGCCUUGGCUGGGAGGUGAACCUAACGAGUCACUGUGGUUUCAUGGGGGGCCUGCAGCGGAACAAGAGCACUGGUUUGACCAUGCCCUACUUCGCCACCUCUACAGUAGAAGUGAUGUUCCACGUGUCCACACGCAUGCCUCCGGACUCUGACGACUCACUCACUAAAAAGUUAAGACACCUGGGCAAUGAUGAGGUGCACUUAGUGUGGUCAGAGCACUCGCGGGACUAUCGGAGGGGCAUCAUACCUACUGAAUUUGGUGAUGUACUGAUCAUCAUCUACCCCAUGAAGAACCACAUGUACAGCAUCCAAAUCAUCAAAAAGCCUGAGGUGCCAUUCUUCGGUCCAUUGUUUGAUGGGGCGAUAGUGGAUGGAAAGAUCUUACCUACAGUUGUCCGAGCCACGGCAAUCAACGCCAGUAGAGCACUGAAAUCCCUGAUCCCUCUCUACCAAAAUUUCUACGAAGAAAGAGCAAGAUACUUGGAGACAAUUGUCCGGCACCACUUGGAACCCACAACAUUUGAGGACUACGCGGCACGUGUUUUUUGCCCUGCGCCCUUCCACCAUCUCCCCUCUGAAGCAGGCUCAUGCCUCGAGAGUCAACCGGCCGAAAGUCCAGCAAUGCAGGUAGACGGGAGCGACUUUGCCUCGGCAAUGUCACCUCGUGCUAGCAAAAGCCGGAUGUCCAUGAAGCUCCGCCGUUCUUCUGGCUCCGCCAACAAGACUUGACUCUUCAGAACAAACACACGAAACGCACUACUACUGAACACUCCACAGUAUUUGCUCUCACUCCAGGACUCCUCAUACUACACUGUCAAAGACAGACCACACCUUCUUGCCUGCGUAGCCACGCCCCAUGCUGUCUGACUCCUCCCGUCCAGAAUUGAGAGCCACAAUGAUCAAAGACAUACCUGAGAUGCUCUGUGUGCAGUUGUUGUACAGUGGGCAGAAAAGUGAACAGAAAUGAUUUUUUGUUUUUGUCAAUCGCCAAUGGAUGUUGCAUUGCGUUUUACUUUAAUAAUUAUCAUAGCUGGUAUCACUAGCUAGCGAGUUCCCCAGUACUUGGAGUGACAGUGAUUGAAAAAUUAGAACAAAUUUAUAGUUGGAAAAUUUAUAGUUGGAAAACAAUUCGUUUUGAUUGCCAUUGUAUCAGCCACAACUUUUUCUAUUUGUACAGAGGACUCUUAAGCGCUGAGGUUUUCUUUUUAAGCUGAUGAUAUGACGGCGAAACAAAUUGAGAUGUCUGGAGAAUUCUGUGGAAAUGGUGUUUGUGGAGCAGUACAUUUAAUUUAAAACACUUGCUGUUAACCUUUAUUUCAGAGUUUGUUUUCACUCCUUAUGUGGAAUUUGUUUUUAUAAAACGGUGACACUUGCCGCUGUUUCUUUAUGUAUUUUAUUUUAUUUUUUUUGUUUUUUGCAAGUUUUCAUUAUGUAUCACACAUUAUUACGAUUGUAAAUUUGGUUUUCUCUUGAUUAGGAUGUUACUGAUUUUGUUUUUUUAUUGUUGAUGUUAUAUUGAACAGCCCCUUUUGUCAUUUGUAAUGGUUAUUUGUGUGUAUAUAUCUAUAAAUAUAAAAUAUAUACAUAUUUAAUGUAUGUGUAUAGUGUAUGAACAGUAUCUGAUCUGUGUACAUAUUUAACAGUAUUUAAAUCAACCAAAAAAAAAAUAUUAAAAGGGUUAAUUAAACCUCAAGCCACUUAGAACAAGUCAAAGAGCACUAAAGUGAUCUCUUCAGCUUGAAUGUUGUUCUGUAUGGCUUGGUUUUGCUGGAUUCUUGGAGACAAGAGACAGUUUAUCAGCUCAUUUACAGCAUUAAUCAUUUGACCGCAGCGCCUCUUUUGAUUAAUCUUGGAAGAGAUUUGGAAGAGUUAAGGAAUAGUGUAAACGAGUUGCCACAUUACCAGAUCUUGCAGGGAGAGGGCAACGUUGUUGAAUUGAACACAACUAUCCACUUCGUGACACUUUGAGCUCAUUCAGAACGCAUAUGAACUCAUGUCAUGUGACAUAUUGCAUAAGUAGCAUAAGAGACAUAGGCCAUCAAUGUUAUCAUGUCCUUUUUUUUUUUUUUCGAAACAUCUAGAUGUAAAAGUGUGCAAAAAAAAAACAUCUCUAACACUCGUUUUGGUCACUUUUUUGUUUUCCUUUGAACAUUAAAGGGAUUACAAGGUUAACUGACCCUAUAGACCAUGGAUGCAAGUUACAAGAUUGUAUAUUUUCUGGAAGUUAUGUGAGACUUUAUAAGGGUCAUUCUUUAUUGAUUUUGUUUUACUUCUAUUUUUAAUUUGAAGAAAGUUAUCAGAAACAAAAUAUUAUAUGGAGUUGAAAUCAUGCAGCACCCUUCUGAAUUAAAAUUAUAACAUGUAUAUUAGAAGCCUGCACACAAGUGAUUUGAGAACUGUGCGUAUUUUAAAAGGAAAAACAACUCCAAGAUGGGUUGAUUUAAUGUAUGUUAAUACUGACCAAAUGCUGCAUGAUUCCAGUACUAACUGCAUGUGUUGAUAUAACAGCUGCACAACACACAAGCAUAUGCACAAACACAAAUCUACAAGAUUGUCAUAAGGUAGAAUUUAUACAUUUGUAUUGGAUGUUGAAGAAGGAGAGUGGAUGUGAAAUUAAACUUAAGAAUAAAAGUAUUCUU
Molecule: messenger RNA, 9527 nt
Organism: Xyrauchen texanus (razorback sucker)
Lineage: Eukaryota; Metazoa; Chordata; Actinopteri; Cypriniformes; Catostomidae
Product: ral GTPase-activating protein subunit alpha-1-like
Exons: 40
Coding region: 196-7617 (2473 amino acids)
Biological process (GO): regulation of small GTPase mediated signal transduction; positive regulation of GTPase activity
Cellular component (GO): nucleus; cytoplasm
Molecular function (GO): GTPase activator activity
Source: RefSeq, a predicted model, not a curated record